Molecule: messenger RNA, 3175 nt
Organism: Cicer arietinum (chickpea)
Lineage: Eukaryota; Viridiplantae; Streptophyta; Magnoliopsida; Fabales; Fabaceae
Product: ADP-ribosylation factor GTPase-activating protein AGD1-like
Cellular component (GO): cytoplasm
Molecular function (GO): protein binding; GTPase activator activity
Source: RefSeq, a predicted model, not a curated record
GUUUAGAUUAGAUUUAUAACUAACGACAGACAUGAAAGAUCGCAACUAUUGCUUCAAAUGUGCUCUAAAUAACUUCAACGAAAAAUAUAAUUAAACAAACCAAAUACACCUCUCUUUUUUUUUCUUCUUUUUUUUUUGGCUCUCACCUUAGAAUAAUUAUACUUUUAGAGCAAAACAAAAAGAAGAAGAAGGAACAACGUGACAACAACUAAAAAAAGAAUAUAUAACAUUGUUCUUCACUAUGUAUUUUGCAAAACUCAACGAUUCUCCCAUGUUUCGGCAACAGCUUCAGGGUUUGGAAGAAAAUUCAGAAUCGUUACGUUCUAGAUGCUGGAAAUUCUACAAAGGAUGUCGAAAGUACACGGAAGGGCUUGGAGAGGCAUAUGAUGGAGACAUUGCAUUUGCAACUGCCCUUGAAAAUUUUGGGGGAGGGCAUAGUGAUCCUCUAUUUGUAACUUUGGGAGGACCUGUAAUGACCAAAUUUGCUAUUGCUUUGAGGGAAAUCAGUACACACAAGGAACUUCUUCGGUCACAGGUGGAGCAUAUGCUGAAUGACCGGUUACUAAACAUCCUAAAUGUCGAAAUCCUUGAUGUCAAGGAAGCUCGGAGGCGUUUUGAUAAAGCUUCCCUUCUAUAUGAUCAGGCACGAGAGAAGUUUAUGUCAUUAAGAAAAAGCACAAAGUUUGAUGUUGCUGCUGUCAUAGAAGAGGAAUUGCACAAUGCAAGAACAACGUUUGAGGAAGCUCGUUUCAAUCUGGUUGGUGCUCUUCAUAAUAUUGAGGCUAAGAAGAGAUUUGAGUUUUUGGAGGCUGUCACCGGAGUUAUGGACGCUCAUCUUCGAUACUUUCAGCAGGGAUAUCAGCAGUUACAAGAGCUGGAGCCUUUCAUUAUUGAGGUUUUGGCUUAUGCACAAAAAGCAAGAGAAAGUUACAAUGAGGAGCAGAUUUCUCUUUGUGAAAGAAUGGUAGAGUACAAAAAACUAAGUUAUCAAGAAAGUAGGUUGUCCUUGAAUGGCCCUUAUGGUUCUCCCAGAGGGGAAGGUGCGCAUCUGCAACCCUUUUCUAGGAGAUCAAAUAGUGUGGUAGAUGCAGUAGCUGAAUCAGCUGCAAAUGGAAAGGUUCGAGUCAUUCGACAAGGUUUUCUUUCCAAACGUUCCUCCAAUUUGAGGGGUGACUGGAAGAGAAGGUUUUUCGUUCUUGAUAGUCGCGGAAUGCUUUACUACUAUCGUAAACCAUUACAUGGAAGUAGUCUCAAUCAGCAAUCUACACAGAGGAAUUGUGCUGGAGAAAACAGUGCUGGCAUUCUGAGUAGGCUGCUUUCUUCACAUUACCAUGAAGUUGUUCCUGAUGAAAAAUCUGUAGCGCGUCACACAGUGAAUCUGCUGACAUCAACAAUCAAGGUUGAUGCUGAGCAGUCAGAUUUAAGGUUCUGCUUCAGGAUUAUUUCACCUUCAAAGAUGUACACUUUGCAGGCAGAAAAUGCUCUUGACCAGAUGGAUUGGAUGGAAAAGAUAAAUGGAGUCAUUGCCUCCUUGUUGUCUGUACAGACACUAGGUAGAAUGUCUAUAUCAGCUGACUCAGAAAGCAGGGACAGCGACUCUUCCAGCAACUUCGACUUGUUACAAAGUUCUCAAGAGUAUGAUCGAUUAUUGAGUGCUGAUUUUGCAUCCAAGAAUUCCACCACUAAUAGAUUAUCUGAAGAGUUACAGAAGAAUAAGCAGAUUGUAAAAGUUGAACAGCCAAUUGAUAUUCUAAGAAAGGUUAGCGGGAACGACAAAUGUGCUGAUUGUGGUAAACCUGAACCAGACUGGGCAUCCUUAAACCUUGGAAUCCUAGUAUGCAUUGAAUGUUCCGGUGUUCAUCGUAAUCUUGGUGUACAUAUAUCAAAAAUAAGAUCACUGAAACUUGAUGUAAAAGUGUGGGAUUACUCUGUAUUAACAAUGUUUCAAUCGUUGGGAAAUCUAUUCGCAAACUCGGUUUGGGAGGAGCUUUUGCAUUCAACAAGUAAUUCACAAAUUGAUGAAACUCCUUAUGGUUCAUCAAAAGUUGAUAGAAACAAAUUAUGCCAUGCAAAAAAACCAGAACAUGAUGAUCCUAUUUCAAUAAAGGAGAAAUUCAUUCAUGCAAAGUAUUCUGAGAAAGUCUUUGUUCGACGGAUUCCUAAAAGCCACCAUCUUCUUUCGGUGGGACAACAAGUGUUGGAAUGCAUCUAUGCCAAUGACAAGAAAGCCGUGUACCGCCAUAUUGUCAAAUCGGAUGCGGAUGUCAAUGCUGUUAGUGCAGAAGCAUUAUCCGGCUUUUUUUCUAAUAUGUCUCCAAGUGAUUCAAACACAUCUUCUAAAAGUAAAAGUCGGCUAAUGGAGAACAUACAAGAGGGUUCUAAUGUGCUUCACUUGGCAUGCCUAACGAGUGAUGCCGGGAUGAUAGAACUGCUCUUACAGUACGGCGCAGAUGUAAAUGCUAUCGAUUCAAGAGGUCGGACACCGCUGCAUUACUGCAUUAUGAGAGGGAAGACUACAACUUCAAAGUUGCUUAUUACAAGGGGGGCAAAUCCACUUGCUGUAGAUAAAGAAGGCAACACUCCUCUAAAGCUUGCACCAGAACCCAGCGCUAUUGGCAAAGACAUUCUUACUCUCUUAACAAGCAGAUGACAUGCUCACAAAACUUACCGAUAGCAACUUUAUCUACCUCACGUUUCUAAAAAAACUAUACACAUGAUUCCAGGAGUACACAUCCAGACAGAGAAAACAUUGUGCUUUUGUUCGAAAAAUAUAUUCUUGGACGACAUAAAAUAUGUGUUUUCUUUAGAUGUGUGCUUUUGAAGUGACCUUGUGAGUGAAAAAAAUUCCUCCCAAUUACCAUAAGGGAUCAAAAAAAUCCAUAUGCAACAUUUGUACAGAAAAUUGAGGAUCAACUAGUAAUUCAUACUAUCAUAUAGAGGAGCAACUAGCACGAGGAGCCUGGAGAUGGUAGGUUGUUUUGCUAUGCCACAUGUUUGUGGUUAUCAUCUUUUGUUGUAAAAUGGGAUAGGAUGUUUAAUGGUUCAUCACAUCCAUUUCAAUUUUCAACUAGAGUCUGAGUUUUGUAAGAUUCAUUCUUUACAAAUUUUUGGGAAUUUAUCAUGUGAUCAAAGUUAUACAGGGGUUGUAUAUAAGUUUAAUUAAUUCUUUUCACAA